This is a messenger RNA of Homarus americanus (American lobster), 1387 nucleotides long. Its product is annotated as putative serine protease K12H4.7. Gene Ontology annotation, molecular function: serine-type exopeptidase activity; dipeptidyl-peptidase activity. The record is from RefSeq and is a predicted model, not a curated record. Lineage: Eukaryota; Metazoa; Arthropoda; Malacostraca; Decapoda; Nephropidae. The transcript has 6 exons. Gene Ontology annotation, biological process: proteolysis. The annotation marks the transcript as partial.
CGUGUCUCUGAAAAUCCUCAUGUACUGUACUUCUAUACAGAAUACUUAGAGGUGGUUCGUGAUUCUCUUGCCACUGUGAGUGAAGACUGUAACACACAAAUCAAAGAAGCGCACCGAGAGCUCGACAUGUUAUUACUUCACCAAAUUGGUUGGCGGACCAUCACGACAGAAUUCAGACUCUGCACACCUUUGGAUGCACGGAUAGCAGAUGAUGUAUCAAAUAUGUUUUCUUUGCUGGCAGAGAAUAUUGAAGAUGUGGUACAAUAUAAUAAAGACAACCGAGCCUUUGAGGGAGUCAAGGGCACUAACAUCACCAUUGACACAAUAUGUGGCAUAAUGAUGAAUGAAGAUGAAGAGCCUAUUGACAGAUAUGCAGACGUCAACUCAAUGAUUUUGGAUGUGUAUGGGAAGCCAUGUCUAGAGCACACAUACCAUGCCAUGAUAGAGGAACUGCAAGCCACCAGUUGGGAAAACAAUGAAUCUGUUGGGGGUCGAGCGUGGAUGUAUCAAACGUGUACAGAGUAUGGGUUCUAUCAGAGUUCAGACUCGGAAAACCAACCAUUUGGAGACAAGUUUCCCAUUGAGUUCUUCAUUAAGCAGUGUGAAGAUAUCUAUGGACCAAAGUUUAACCUGAGUCUCCUAGAAGCUGGUGUUAAGAGAACAAACACAAUCUUUGGAGGACGGGACCUGAAAGUGACUAGAGUUGUUUUCCCCAAUGGCUCUAUUGAUCCCUGGCAUGCCCUUGGGAUUACUUCCGAUAUCAGCAAUGAUGCCACUGCCAUCUAUAUAAAUGGAACUGCCCACUGUGCCAAUGAGUACCCAGACUCCCCAGACGAUCCAUCUCAGUUGACAGCUGCCAGGGAGGAGGUAUACCAACUCAUUACCCAGUGGCUUAAUGAGGAAUGAAGUGCCACUCAUCUUCAAUUUUAAUUAUUGCCACUUAAUGGAUGUGGUAUAGGUUACAAAAACCUAAUGUUAACACUAAGUUUUACCUUUGCAUUUAAUACUUGCAGUUAAGUUUUUGGUAAAUGAAAAUUUAUAUUAAUGUGAAAUUGCACUUUACUAAUUGGACUGUAUUGUGUUUAAAUCUCUUCAGUAUUAUUCAUAAUAACCUGGACUAUAUUGAAUUUUAAAGUUUGUUAAGGUUUUUAAAUAAAAUAAGUUGACUUUACCUGAAUUAACUAAACUUUAUCUCUACUUAAAAUUUAUACUCGUACAGUAUUUCAGAUUUUAGCUGUCCUUCAGUACACCAGCAAAUAUCAUACAAAGUUCAGAAGUUUAAUAAACAAAUUUAUUUAUUCAAAAGACAGGUGUUUCAUUAAUCACUGUUGUACCUAUUAAGGCAUUCUGAAAUUAUGGACAACAGUUAUUAAAUUUCCAGAUUUGU